Molecule: messenger RNA, 748 nt
Organism: Zea mays
Lineage: Eukaryota; Viridiplantae; Streptophyta; Magnoliopsida; Poales; Poaceae
Source: RefSeq, a predicted model, not a curated record
UGUCCAUUCAUUCCAAACCCAGCCGAUCGCUCUCCUCCAAUUAAGCAGCAAGGGCAGAAGCAACACCGGCGUGCCACCCGGACGACGCUGAAUCCUGCAUGUCAACCUGCCCGGCCAUCGUCAUUCGUCAACAUGAAGGACGACGAGGGCAUAGGCGCUAUGGGAGCGGCGGUGGCGUUUGCCGCCAUGGGCGUCUUCGGCAUCUAUUUCCUGUGGCCCGUGGUGGGCCCCGCUUCGGCGGGGAUGAUGAUGAAGGCGCCCGGCGCCGCAGGUUGGGUCAUCUGCCGCGCGGUGUUCGAGGCCAACCCGCAGUUGUAUUUUACCAUCCUCCGCACGGCCGGCGCGGCAGCUGCCGCUGCCACGUUCGCUGCCUGUUCGAUCGCUAGCUAGCGCUAGCUGUGACUGUGAGCAAGUGAUCGUCGUAAAUAAAAGAUAGCGAGCGACGAGACGAGCAGCAUCUGCCAGUAUUUCCGCCGUAUGCCGAUGUUGUCGGUGUUUUUCCAUUGAAUGGAGAUGUUACUCUAUGCGUCGUAAUUGCCUAUCGUGUUUCUCUACUCGUCAUUACUGUUCUACGCUUGAGCUUGUUCAUUGAUCGUCCUGCUCAUGCGAUUCAUGCUCACCUAUCAGAAUGGAAAGUGUGUAUGGCGGCGUAGUUUUGGAUGGGUCGCAUCACAACCGUCGUCAGCACUUGUAACUCCAGAUCUUGAAGUGGUUAGUUGUGCAGCUUCCUGGUCCCGUGCUCUGAUCA